UUCCUGUCAUCACCGACGGCAGUUUCGGGAACCGAUUGUGUUAGAGGAAGUACAACCAAGCUUAGUGGUUAUCUGUUCUGAUUCCUACGCAGCAUUAUCGAGUAUUACAAGUGGACUAAAAUCAUCAAGACAAGGCAUUAUAUAUGAGAUACUUGCAAGUUUAUUAAGAAUCAGCAAAGUAAGCUUGAUAACAUUUUUGUGGGUUCCUGCUCAUGUGGAGUGGAGGCAAAUGAAGUGGUAGAUAAACUAGCCAAGGAAGCUCUUAAACACUCGGAAAUAGAUAUCCACGUGUCUCUAAGCAAAAAUGAAGUUAAAGGGAAAAUUUAAAGAAUUCAUAAAUAAGAAAAGAGUUUGUAAAGUUACAGAAGACGAACUAUCAUAAAGUUUAUUGAGUGUACAAACGUCGCGGAACGGUUUACAACGCCAAUAGUCAUAUACAGUGAGUGCGAGACGGAGAAACUGUGAUGAGAGACCAGAAGCCGCGGUAAAGAUCGACUUCUGCAGAAAAAUGGAUUGUGCUUAUGAAAAUUAAUUAGUUCCUUAAGGACUACGUUUUAAUCAGGAUCAUCUACAGAAAUAUGUGAACAUCUGCAGACAUUGAGGGCAUCAUGACCUGCUUUUCUGAACUGGGUAUUCUGUGCAUCACUACUUUUUUGAGUCUCCUGUCUGCAGCUGAUAUCCCUGUGUCUGGUCAUGUGGGUUCUACAGCUGUCCUGCCGUGUGAACUGCAGACUGUAGACACUGAAACACCGUAUAUUAGGUGGACCAUCGAUACUGAGACUGUGUUUGAGCGACGGGGUAAGGAGACAUAUGAGGGUGAGGGAUAUGAGGGCCGUGUGGACGUUCCUGAGGAAGAGCUGAGGAAAGGGAACUGUUCCUUGGUGUUAAAACACCUGAAACUUACUGAUACAGCUGACUACAUGAGCUACGAGAUGAGAGGCACUAGGAGAUCUAACAGGUUAAAGAGAUCUAACGGGUUAAAGAGAUCUAACAGGUUAAAGAGAUCUGAAACACCAAAAAUAAAGCUGAUCAGCUGUGUUCAUCUCUCAGUCAAUGAGCUCCCUCCUAAAGAAGACAGAAGUAUUACUCCAGUUCCUUCAGCUGAUACAGGAAUGAAGUGUCCUCACCUACUGGUCAUGGUCUUGUCCUUCAUCUGUUUACUCAUCCAGAAUGCAGCAUUUCAGAUGUUCUACAGCAGGGGGUGUCAAAGGGGUGGCCCGCGAGAUCAUAUCAAAUGUGCAUUACAGCUGGCUAGCCACAUGCUCCGCUAAUACUACAAAUCCCAGAAUGCCUUGCCACUGUAUUGACGCGUAGUCACGAACAGCAAGCACCCCUCAUU
Molecule: messenger RNA, 1339 nt
Organism: Tachysurus fulvidraco (yellow catfish)
Lineage: Eukaryota; Metazoa; Chordata; Actinopteri; Siluriformes; Bagridae
Exons: 6
Coding region: 609-1271 (220 amino acids)
Source: RefSeq, a predicted model, not a curated record